GGCGGGAACCGUUGGGCUUGGCGCUUCCUGCUACAGUCCCUUCCGUAUACCGAAGCCGCCCGGUCCGAUUUGAGAUGGAGGGAGGCGAGGGCUCGGGGCCGCCUGGGCCAGCAGAGCGCUCCCAUCGCAGCAGUGUGUCCUCCGUGGGAGCCCGAGCAGCUGAUGUGCUUGUGUACCUCAUGGACGACACAGUGGUGCCCCUGGCUGUGGAGAAUGUGGCCUCCAUCACUGCCCAGGACCUUCACCGCACCAUCCGUGAGGCCCUGCAGCUCCCCGACAUCGCCGUGGAGGCCUUUGCCCUCUGGCUUAUCUCGCCCUUGCUUGAGGUGCAGCUGAAACCCAAACACCAGCCGUACAAGGUGUGCCGCCAGUGGCCGGACCUGCUGUUUCGCUUCACGGACGCCCCAGAGGAUGACAUGGCUGUGGAUGAGCCUUCGCUACAGUUCCGAAGGAAUGUCUUUUUCCCAAAGCGGAAGGAGUUGCAGGUCAACAAUGAGGACGUCUUGAGGCUGUUGUAUGAAGAGGCCAAGUUCAAUGUGUUGGAGGUGCGCUAUCCCUGUGACGUGGAGGACUGUGAGAAACUCGGGGCCCUGGUGUGCCGUCUGGAACUGGGGCCUUACCGCCAAGGCCAGCAGACGGCCUGUGCCGUGAAAGAGAAGCUUGACUCCUUCCUGCCUGCCCAUCUCUGCAAGAGGCCUCACAGCCUCUUCACAGCCUUCCGGAGCCGGGGACCCCGGCUGGUGCCCGGGGAGCAGGGCCUGUUGAGUGCCUACCAGGAGGUGAAGGAAGAGGCGGCGUGCCCAGAGGCUGAGCUGCUCACCAGGCAUUACCGGGCCUACCUGCUCAAGUGCCACGAGCUGCCCUAUUAUGGGUGCGCGUUUUUCUGCGGUGAGGUUGACAAACCAGCCCAGGGCUUCCUGCAUCGGGGUGGGCGCAAGGCCGUGACUGUGGCCAUCAACCUGGAGGGCGUCCACGUCAUCGAUACCAAGGAGAAGCAUGUCCUCCUGGGCCUGCGCUUCCAAGAGCUGUCCUGGGACUACACCUGCUCGGGCGACGAUGAGCCCAUCCUAUGGCUGGAGUUCGACGGGGAGAGUGAGGGCAUGCCCGUGAACAAGCUCCUGAAAGUCUACUCCAAGCAGGCAGAGCUGAUGAGCGGCCUCAUCGAGUACUGCAUCGAGCUGAGCCUAGCCAAGGAGCCUGCCCUGGCCCAGGAAGCAAAGGCCAGCCCCGCCGCCGGCCCCCAGCCACCCACCGCCUCUCAGCGCCACAAGCUCCGGAGGCAGAGCAGUGUGGUCUGCAGCCGGAUCCAGCACCUGGCCACCAUCGAUUAUGUGGAUGACGGCAAGGAGAUCAAGCGAGUGAAACCCAAACGCACAACUUCCUUCUUCAGUCGCCAGCUGUCCCUGGGCCCAGCAGCAUAUGCUGCAGUCCAGCCCACGGACAGCCUAGAGCAGGGCUGAAGGGGAGAGAGAACUGAGCACCCUGCCUGAAGCGAAGCCAGCACUGUGUUUGGGGCCCGGCUCCUGUCUGUCCCACCCUUGACUGGGGAAGGCCAAGAGACGCACGGACGGCCCCACGCUCUGCUAAGUUAUUCCUCUAAUUUAUGUAUGUGAUUCCCUUUUCUGUGCGUCUGUGGCCGGAUGAUUUGGGACUUGGUGUUCAAUACCCUGGGUGAUUGUGGGGCCUCACCACCUGGAUCGGGUGUGGGCAGGGCAGGGCUCUCCCGCAGCGUCGUCUGCUCUCCUGUGCCCUGGGCCUCUGUGCCUCCCCAAAGUGCCUGCUACUGUCUGAACGAGACGACCCAGAGAACCGGCAGCCAAAGAAUCCUCCAGUUGGGGAUCAGCACGGCAGAGCUGGUUCAGAUCCCCUCUCUGACCCCAGUGGGCUUGGCAUCUGCAUCAUCCACAUUCCUUCUGCUAAAUGCAUUGUCACACUCCCCUGCUGGGGCUCCUGGAGAGGAAGGAACCAGGCCCCCGGCCGCUGCCAGAUGUCCUCCGCUCACACCCCCCGAUCACCCUUGCUGCCGGAUGGCUGGGGAGAGCAGUCCCCUCCCACACGCUCUCCCCCAGCUGCCACAGCCUUUCCUCAGGCAAGUUUCUGCUUCCAGCUGUUGUGUGACAGAAGACCGUGACAACGGUGGGUUGACAGCACUCUGGUGGGCAGAUUGAGGUGGGCUUGGAAUGCCUGUUGUCAACCGAGAAACAAUUUCCUUUUCAUCCCUGUGGAGGUUCCACUUUCUGGGGUGAACAGGUACCACCCCACCCCUGGGUCCUAGGCCCACAUAUCCACUUGUUCUGCCAGAGGCUUCUGGGAACACCAGCACUUUAGCCAGGGUCUCCAUCAGGGGCACCAGGGCCCCACAGAGCCCAGCAUUUGGACUCCCCAGGCUGGCUCAGGGACCUCCCUUAGGUUGGGGGUCCAGCUGGUGUGGUUGGCUGGUCAGUAAAGAGUUUCCCCCCCGCCACCCUGUACUCAACCUGGACAGCUGGAGGAAUUCACUGUCACUUAAGGCCUUAACGCCACACCGUAACUCUUAAGCACAAUUUGAAUGUAAAUUUUAAGAAAAACAAUUGUUUUCUAGUCAUGUUUGGGUUGAUUCCCUUCCCCCCAGAAAAAAAGUGGCCAACAGCCCAAACCUUUCAACAGGAGAGAACAUGUCCCCGUUGCAGUCAAAACUGGGUUUGGGAUUUCUUUCAAGACUUUCCUGUCACUACUAAUCUCAUAUUUUAAAGGAAAUCUGUCUUAAGGGAAAGGGACAAAUGUCAUCGCUGGAAUUUAUUUUGUAUUCUCUUCAUGCUGCUGGGAAAGGUGACCCGAGGUAUGUCCUCGACUUACUCUGUCCAUCUGGUGGUCUCUCAGCUCCUCCCAGAUGUUUGGCAUUUUGUUGCCUUCUCUGAGGGAGAGCUUUCUUUUUUAAAAAAUGCCUCAAGGAUGUUGAGACUGCGGUGCCCCGGUGCCCACCCUCAGCACCUGGGGCAGCUCUCUCGUGCUCUAGGCAAGCAGUGUGCCAAGAGAUCCUUCUUGCCUUUGGGCAAAAGCUGCCCGCAGCUCUGAGCUGAGAUGCGAUGCCGUAAAUGAGAGAGUGAGGGGAUUCUCUUUGGGUCUUUUCUUGGGCAGAGGGAGGGAUGCAGGUCAGUGAUGUAACUCUCUUACUCAUUUCAUGUUUUUUUCUGUAUUCUCUCCUUCCCGUUCUUAAGGCAACAAGUGAUGUUUUACUAAUUAUUGUUACUCUUUUUUAAAUGGACAUACUAAUUUUUUGUAUUCUAUAAAUAACCAUUAAUAACAAUAAAGAUUAUUUCAAGCA
Messenger RNA from Vombatus ursinus (common wombat), 3304 nucleotides. It is a transcript of the gene FRMD8, whose product is annotated as FERM domain containing 8. The transcript has 11 exons. Gene Ontology annotation, cellular component: cytoskeleton; plasma membrane. Gene Ontology annotation, biological process: negative regulation of canonical Wnt signaling pathway. The coding region runs from base 75 to 1460 and encodes 461 amino acids. The record is from RefSeq and is a predicted model, not a curated record. NCBI's taxonomy places the organism in Eukaryota, Metazoa, Chordata, Mammalia, Diprotodontia, Vombatidae.